ACCAAGAAGAAGAAGAAGAAGAAAUAAACACAAUGGUUUCAAAGGCAAAGAAAACAACAAUUAAAUCGCUAAAGGACCUCCGCGGAAGCCGCCGUAGCUGGCGGAAGAAAUCGCCGUUGAGAAAAGCAGUCUCCGCCUCCACAGCCAUCCUCGCCUCCAUCCACCGCCGCAUUUCCAGGCUACUCACCAAACUCACCCCAAACCACAAGAUCAAAGACAACAACAAGAACGUUCCGUACAAACUCCUCAAGAAGACCAAAACAGCACCGGCGCCCAACGAUUUGGACUUCCAAGUUUCCGAGGAUCCCUUCGCAUCCGUUCGUAAAACCUUAUCCUUCCAAGACGUCGAUAGCACCAAGAUUUGCCACCUUCCGCCGCAGCCGUCCCACCGGAGAAGGAAGACGGUGUUCCUCGACUUGGACGAGACUCUGGUCCACUCCAAGCCCUCGCCGGCGCCGGAGCAUUACGACUUCGUCGUGAGGCCGGUGAUCGACGGCGCGGAGAUUGAGUUCUACGUCCUUAAGCGUCCCGGCUUGGAGGAGUUCCUGUCGGCGCUGGCGGCGAAGUUCGAGGUGGUGAUUUUCACGGCGGCGCUGCGGGAGUACGCGGAGCUGGUGCUUGACAGGCUUGAUAAGGACAACCGGUACCUGUCGCACAGGCUUUACCGGGACUCGUGCCGGCCGGUAGACGGGAGGUUGGUGAAGGAUCUGUCGGAAACGGGUCGGGAGUUGGAUCGGGUGGUGAUAGUAGACGAUAACCCGAACUCAUUCUCGAAACAACCCGAAAAUGCGAUCAUGAUAAAGCCUUUUAUUGAUAAUCUUUGGGACACUGAGCUUUGGAAGCUUAGAAAGUUCUUUGAUGCUUGCGAUUGCUUUGAUGAUACGAGAGAAGCUAUCAGUCACUACUAUCCCAUCAAAUUGCACCAUCAUUAGCAACUCCCCUUUUCUUUUUCUUUGCUUGGUUUAAGUGUCAGUUGAACAAUGAUUUGUUCAAUGUGAUUCCUGAUUAGUGAGGUGAAAGUGAAAAUAGGUAUUGCACUAUUGCCAAAGUGUUGUAUUACCAUCUUAUAUUUUUUCAUUGUUAUG
This is a messenger RNA of Arachis stenosperma, 1085 nucleotides long. RefSeq lists its product as uncharacterized. The transcript has a single exon. NCBI's taxonomy places the organism in Eukaryota, Viridiplantae, Streptophyta, Magnoliopsida, Fabales, Fabaceae. Gene Ontology annotation, molecular function: phosphoprotein phosphatase activity. The coding region runs from base 33 to 932 and encodes 299 amino acids. The record is from RefSeq and is a predicted model, not a curated record.